CCUCCUCACUCCCCCCCUUCACCCUCCCUCCCUCCUCCACCACCACCACCCCUCAAAGUACUCGAUGUAUAGUUAAAAAAUGGGAGGGCACACUUGAACCGAGCUGCUCUAUGAAGGUAGGCUGCAGCGUGUGUUUAUUGAUGAGAUGAAAAGAAGAUGGAAGUGAGAAAUGAAACAAAGUAAAGGAACAUAUUAAAAAAAAAAACUAUACGCGCUUCGUCGGGGGAAAACAAGGGGAGCCGUGGAAACGCUGUCGCCACUUUUUGAAACGUGCUUCGGAGUGCAGAGCAACACAUGAUUUGGACAGAGAGGACUGACAGCCUUGCCUAGCACCCGGCCUCUGAUCAGCCAUCUCCACCAGCAAACUGAAGCUUGACCCGCACUUCAUCACCAGCCACACAAGCAUCUUCGUAACAAAACGUCAUCUGACUGUGACAUCAGUUGCAAGGGGAUGACCGAGCGCAUUCAUAACAUCAAUCUCCACAACUUCAGCAAUUCUGUACUUGAGACCCUCAAUGAGCAGCGCAACCGUGGGCACUUCUGUGACGUGACUGUUCGGAUCCAUGGAAGUAUGCUGCGAGCUCACCGGUGCGUGCUGGCUGCUGGAAGCCCCUUCUUUCAGGACAAGCUGCUCUUGGGCUACAGCGACAUUGAGAUCCCUUCUGUGGUCUCAGUGCAAUCCAUCCAAAAGCUGAUUGACUUUAUGUACAGUGGGAUUCUACGGGUAUCUCAAUCAGAGGCCCUGCAGAUCCUUACUGCUGCCAGCAUCCUACAGAUCAAGACCGUCAUUGAUGAGUGUACCCGCAUCGUGUCCCAGAAUGUGGGCCUGGCGGGGCCGGGGGGGUUCCCUGUUAUACCAGGAGACUCUGGUCAGGAAACGCCCCGUGGCACGCCAGAGUCUGGCACCUCUGGGCCCAGCAGCGACGCAGAGUCAGGUUAUAUGCAAACAACAUCACAGCAAAGCAUGGAUCGUGCAUACACAUCACUGUACACCUACCCUGGCCUCUCUCUGCAGAACGGCACCCGCGACCGCCCCCUUUACAUUAACCCUCCAAAUUAUGAUUCGACUCUCAGCACUCAGAAGGACCAGCAAUCUCAAGAUCCACCCUGGAUGAACCGCAUCCAGGAGAGAUCUCAGCAGGUUGAUCGCUUCAUCUCCACAGCAGAGUCCACUCACUGCCGCAAGCAACCCCGACCGGUACGCAUACAAACAGGAGGGAUGCACAUAAAGCAGGAGGCUGAAGAUGAGUACAGCUGGGGGGACAAUUUGGGGGACUGCCCAGACGAUGCUGACCACACUGAGGCUGUAGAGAGUGAAUCCAAGGUUGAAAGUUUUGACUCAGGGGUGAGCUCCUCCAUCAGUACUGAGCCAGAUGCUAUGGAGCAGCAGCCGUACCUGACUGGCUUUAGCCGAGAGGGGAGCGGGGACGGGCAGCAAGGUGAAGGAGCUCCAGUGCAGAUAGAGGUCAAUGACUCGUCCCCAGAGCAAGUGCAAGAGACAGAGGACGGGGACACAUCCCACAGCACUAGUGACAGUAGCAUGAUGCAGCCCCUGCCAAACUCAGUCAUGUCCCAAUCCCUGCCAAGUGCCACGCACUACAUGCGCCAGGCAGAAUCACACACCAGCAAUCUGAGGAUGCCGCUCACCGUGACCAGCAAUUCCCAAGUGAUGGGCACUGCUGGAAGCACCUUCCUGCCCACACUCUUUACUCCACAGCAGUCUAGAGAGAAGCCUUUCCUUUACCUUUCUGGCCAGCAGCAGCCACAGUUUGUGGCAGUGCCGCCCCCUGCAAUGCCAUCAUUCCCGAACCCCAUGUCGGUACCGCAAGCGCCAGCUCAGCAGCAACAGGCUGCCGGAGGAAUUGGUCAGGGGGAAAAGAAGCCCUAUGAAUGCACUCUCUGCAGUAAAACCUUUACUGCAAAACAGAACUACGUCAAACACAUGUUUGUCCAUACUGGUGAGAAGCCUCAUCAGUGCAGCAUCUGCUGGCGCUCGUUCUCCCUGAAGGAUUACUUAAUCAAACACAUGGUGACACACACAGGGGUGCGGGCCUACCAGUGCAGCAUCUGCAACAAGCGUUUCACCCAGAAGAGCUCUCUCAAUGUCCACAUGCGGCUGCACCGUGGAGAGAAGUCCUAUGAGUGCUACAUCUGUAAGAAGAAGUUCUCACACAAGACCCUGCUGGAGAGGCACAUGGCCCUGCACAGCACAGGCAGCGCCAUCACAGGGCUGUCGGGGAGCGCAGGCACCCCGGGGCCCGUCUCCAUUCCCAUGCCUAUGGCUGUCCCUGAGCCUGGACCUGGAGUGGUGGCCCUCGCCAUGCCAGUGAGUGGAGGUGCUGGAGUAGGGGCUGGGGUUGGAACAGGAGUGGGUGUAGCUGCAGAAGCGAGCUGCCAAGAAGGGACCACCUACGUGUGCUCCGUCUGCCCUGCCAAGUUCGACCAAAUGGAGCACUUCAAUGACCACAUGCGAAUGCAUGUCUCCGAUGGAUAAGUACAAAUAGAUAAACUUCUUUCAAAAAGAAUGACAAAUAAAAUGGCACUAGAUUUUCCUUUUCUUAUUUUGAGGUAUGAAGAGUAAUGAGUAUAGACACUGGCACAUUAAGUUUCCCAAAAAAAAAAAGAUUUUUUUUUCUGUUAUUCUAAAAGAAAAAAAAGAUGGUGGCCUUAAGGCUUAGUAGUUUGAUAUUGAUCUACUGGAUGGAUCCUAACUACAGGCCUCUAAAUGUAUGCUUUCCUAAAAUACUGAUUUAUGUGUUGAACACUACCGAAAGGCCUACGAAAGAAACACAUACACACAAACACACCUGUAGUGUAGAUAUGUCUGAAUGAAUAUACAUGUGCAUUUAUGUUUGAGCGUGUAUUUGCAUGUGUCUGUCUGUCCGUGUGUGUGUGUGUGUGUGUGUGUGUGUGUGUGUGUGUGUGUGUACAUUGCCAUGAAACAUAAAUCAUGGCAGUUGUGAAACCCAUACUGACCAGUUUGGAAACUAUAGAUGUCCAAGCUUACUGUGGUAUAAUUUACAACAACAAUAACAAAAAAAUCAUCUGGGGUUGGGCUACAUAUUCCCUCUAAGAAUACUGAUGGUCACAAGAUUGCCUUCUUAUGUAAAAUAAAAAAGGAGAGUAGUUAAUUUGACACUGGGUUUUAUUUAUUCCUAUGGUAUUAAGGGAUUAUAAUGCAGCUGUUGUCAAGGUACCAAUUUCAAUCAUUUUACUGAAAUGUAACUUACUGUCAAUGGUGACAGAGACAAAUAUUUCUCAUAUGUUUUGUAAUUGUUGUCCAUGCAUUUUGAUGGUUUACUAAAUUAAGGUGUGUUGAUGAGACAGUAUUUGAGCAAAAAUAUGUUUCUUUUUUUCUGAAGUUUGGAGUUUAACUCAUUUGCAUACACUGCCACUAAUAUCUUAAAAGACUGUUAAGGCUAGUAGACCUCUUCCAUUUCAAAACAUAAGAAAAAAAGAAAGAUUCUUUUGCUGAUGGAUUUUUUUUUUUUUUUAAAGCCUUUUACAUCCACAGUUAUGGCAGGCUGGAAUAUGCGACUAAACUCUCUCCUUCAUAAUUGCUGCUCUUCAACUUGCACCUGACUGUUAUGGGAUGUAGAUUUAAAAAAAGGAUUUGUCACUUUUAACUAUUGUUGUUAUUGAGUAGCCUACAUGGUUUUAAUUUGAUAAUCCCAUUAUAAUACUGGGGGGGUUUAGGCAAGUUGUUGAUUGGAACAGUGUUAAAGAGGAGGGUGGGGGGUUUAAUUAGAAUCAAAUUUGAAUUGGAAAUAAAUGCCUAGAACCCCUGGAUAACCUGUCCAUUACCAUUGCAGAGAUAUUUCAGCAGGUGAGAGCUAAAUGCAUCACUCACCUCCUGAAAGCUCAAAUGCAAUGCGACAUUUUGAAAGGAAAACACAGUCUCAAAGCAAAACAAGUAGCUCCAUUGAUUGAUAUGACACUGUUUCAUGAUAUACCACAAGUUGCAGAUGGACUUUCUAGACAAUAGUAUACAUUCCUGAAUUUUCUAAAACCUAUAGACACAGCAUGUACAGAAUAGAUUUGGAAGCUAGUGUGCACAAGUUGUCAUCCACGCAUCACAUCACUUAAGGCUCAUUUCUGAUAUUUGAAUUGUUUUUGUAUUGCUUUUUAUCCAAAAUUAGGACACACACACACACACACAUGCAACUGCCUGCAACUGCAAUCUGAAGGAUUUGCUCAUUUAUGUGAGCAAACACUUUCGUAGUUGUAUUGUUAAAAGAAUAACUAACUGCAUACAGUGGUCUUAAGAAGACCCGCUGUAGAUUCAAAAAAAACAAAGUGCUACUUUGCACAUUUUCUUAAAAUGCCUGUGCUUAAUAUUUAAUCAUUUUCCUUAAAUGAACUUCUAUGAUUUUUCUUUAUUCAAUUUCAAAGGAAAAAACAUUUUUUUAAAUCUUGAUAAGUGGACUGCAUUAUUUUCUUGCAUAUAUGUUGCACUGCUUAAACCAAUAAGUGCACUACUGUUAACAGAGAUAUUAUAGUUUUAGAAAAGAGAAUUUUUUCUUUCUGAAUCUAACAUUUGGUUGUAGAGUUCACAUGUAAUAGAAUAGCUUUGUUUCAAUUUAUUCAUUAAGUAAUUCAGCGGUUCUUGGCUUUUGUUAUUGCUUGCAGUUACCUACAGUAUAUACCCGUGCCGUGUUAAUGCAAGCAUUUAUUUUUAUUUAAAUUUGUACCAUUAUGUGUGCUCAUCUAUGUUUUAACCUUGGAAUUCAUUCUUUUUAUGGAGUCAGUUCCCUAUAACAGUUUAUUCAGUUGCAUUUCUUUAGACACAGAACAGAUUUUUCCUAUGAGAACAUCCAAGCCAAACAACAUUAACAGUGAAACAACAGUAAUAAACACAGCUCCCGUCCAACUCCGUUGGCGGAGGUAAUAAUAAUAACUAUUAUUAUAUUAUAAAUGAUAAUACAUUUAUAAUGUGUGUGUGUGUGUAACAUAAAUGAUAUGUGUGUCCUAGAACAACUUUCUGUGGGUUUAAAGGUGUGCGGAGGUGAUGGAAUGCAGCUUCUUUGAUAUCUGUCUGUCUGUUGUACACAGUUGUGUCUCUUCCUUAGUGGUCGUAUGUCUGUGAGUGUCUGUGUGUGGUAUAUAGCCUAAUCAAACUGUUGAUAAGUGGAAUAUCUGAACUGUAGGGCUUCCUUUGCAAUAUGCAGCACAGGUACUAUGAGAAGCAGCUCUCCAAACCUUUUGGGCUAAUACAGCACCUGUAAUAUUUGUUCCGAGAUUUUGACUAAAGCCUAGGUCAAGUACUGUUGACUUUAUUGUUUGGAGAAGUUAUGUCAAGCAUUUUGAUGCUAAAUUUCACAUAAUUGCUACUAGAUUUCCGAUCCCUGUGGAGUCAGUUUGGAGUGAAGUCAAGUGAUAACCACGUGAGACCUGGAGAGAUUCUGUAUUCUGGUUUCUUCUCAGUUAAAAAAAAAAGAAAAAAAAGAAAAGAAAAGAAAAGAAAAACAUUGACCCCACAUGAGAAACACAGUGAAAAAACAUGAGGUUAGUCCUCAGUAAAAGUAGCACAUUAUUUAACAUUUGAUUGGGCCUGUCUCCUAUGGUGUGCAUAUAAGCCUAAACUGUAUGGUUCCUGUUUGUAGCUGUUGUUGCCAGGAUGGCAAUAUUGCUGCAUGCUAGUGCUAUAUUUGUCUCUACACAGCACGUGGAGGGUAAUCUCAUGCCUUAACAGACAAUGCACUAAAUAGAAUAUGUAAGCAACUGCCGAGAUCUCUUUCCAACAGUAUUGCCACAUGUAUGGCACACAGCUCAUGAUGUUGGUGUUUGUUGUCCGUUCAGUACCAAGUUAAACACUGCCAAACUAACAUCAUCACUUCUUUGAAAGCAAGGCAGAGACAUUAAUUGAAUUGUUUCAGUGUAAUGUAUGUAUUCAGUAAUCUAGCAUUCCUUCAUGGCACCUAAAUUUUACAUAUUUUGUGUAAACACAUAUAUCAAAUGCACUAUUGACUGUAGCUAGAUGAGUACAACCAGCUUUGUGGUAUCAUUGGUCUAAAUAGUAGGUUAAGUAGCUCGAUGUUGGUUUUUGAAAUAUUUGAUUUCACAAUUACACUAUCAAUUGUUUCUCUAUCACUUUUUUCUUUCUUUCUUUCUUUUGGAAUAACAAAAGUAGCCAAUCUCAACGUUAUCCGGAUGAGGGCUAAUAACUCGUCCCAUCGUCAGUUGACUUCUUGUAUCAUACGGUGUUUGAUAGCAGACCAGGCUCGGAAGGGGAAAGUACCUUCUCUCCAGUGUGUCAUAACGUGCUAUAGCAUACCCAGGCUCCCCCUCUUCCUCCUCCCUCCCCCUGUUGCAUUAGCAUCACAUGCUCUUCACUGUCCAUAGUUAUAUAUUCCUUAUACUGCUUCAGCUACUCGUGGUGGUGCUUAAUUCUCUUUUCUCAGUGUUGCAAAAAGUCGGUUGAAAAUUGUUGAAAAGUUGCAACAUUAUCCAGAAAAUAAAUCCUUAUCUCAAUCGUGCUUCUUCUAGUUGUUAGUUUGAAAAAAAUAAAAAAUAAAAGUCUAGACUUUAUGUUUGCAAAGUGUACGCAUAUUUUCCAGAACAAAACAUAUUGAAACGUAGAAAAUAGCAUUGAGCCUGCAGCUGUUUGUAUUGUGUUUCAAAUAUAUUACUGUUCAUGUUUUGUUUAUCUUAGUGUAGAGACACAGGGUCUACAGUACAUUGUUGUCCUUCUUGCAGUAUGUUUAAUUCAUCGUUAUACUUCUUUAUUUCAAACUUCCUCCUGCUUUUUUCUGGUGAUCAUAGUGGUGUUGUUUAUAUACAUACAUAGCUUCACGCGAACUGGAUAAAGGAUAGUCAGUUAUUGAGUCAUAUUUCACAGUGUACUAUAUAUAUAUAUAUAUGCAUAUAUGCUUUGCGUUGAGAUGAAAACAAGGAAAUGGAGGAUAGUAAUGGUGAGGGUCAUGUUGAGUAAGGAACAGGUUCAUUUUAUUCUGAUAAGCAUACGUCUGUCUUCCUGUUUGUCUUUCAGUCAGUCUCCACACAUUUUAAGUCAGAUUUUUGUUUCUCUUAUUUUUAAGCAUGAAUAAAGUCACAAAGUUAAGAGUAGAAUACAGAAAACACAUGAAACCAUUCAGAUAAUACUUAACUGCAUUUUUUUUUUGUCCAUCUACAAUACGCAUAAGAGUGAAAUAGAUAACUUCUUACAAAUAUACUAUAUAUAUUUAAGUAUCACCAUCUCCACACAGAUAAUAAAUACAUUUUCAGAUAGUUUGAUAAAGACAUAAUUGCAGCUAGAGUAUACAGUACCUUGUGGGAUAUAGGGAGUAUGCCUAUCAAGUGCCUAUCAGUACAUACAGCAACUAUACAGAAUAUUCAUAGUUUUUCUCUCCUACAUUGCACAGAUACAGUAUAUACACAAUGGUCUAUUAAAAAUAUACUAUUUAUACUAUUACUGCUAAAACCUGCUGGUUGUGAGUGCAUCCUAAGAGAACCCUUUAAAAUACCUGAAAUGUUCUAUACAUAUACAGUAAAGGCUACAUCUGCAAGUUUUAUUUUUUAAUCGUACAUUUAUACAGUUUGGAGGAUUCAAAGAUAUAAAAUGUCAAUCACAUUUUCAUAUUUAAAUUUAAUAUAAAUAAAUGAAAUAUACGUUUAAGUAGGAUUAGAUGGUAAUUGAUAAUUAGAUGUGAAAAUGAAUGACCUUUUUCUUUUUUUUUUUUUACUGUUGCUCUCUCGUUGAUAUUGAGCGUUUUUAUUUUCAGUUUUUGCCAUUUGCAAACAAGCCAUAUACUGUACUGUACUGUAAUGUACUGUAUGUUUUGUGGGGGAGAGGGCAGUGGCACUUUGUGAACAGCAGAGGGAGCCACACAUCAGUUUGAGGAGGUGAAGUUAACUCACUGCCACAAUGAGUGAAAAUCCGCUUCAUCUUUGGAUAUUUUUGAAUCUUGUGGUAAAUAAUGCCACUCCUCAGAUUAUAAUUAAAUAUACAAACUUGGCAGUAGUUACCUCCACUGACACUUAACUGUAAAUGAAUUUUAAAAAGGGUUUGCAGGCUGUAGGAACUGGCAGCUGCUUUAAUAGUUGGUGUUUCAAAGUACACAAUGUGUCCUUUGACCUUGAUGACAGGCCCUGCCACAUGCAAGCCCGUGCCCAGUUUCCCCCACAGUGAUCAUUAAAGUUUUAUCUUAUCUGACAGCCUGGUUGUUUACGUACAGCUUGAAACUGUAAAGGGCAAACGACAAGCAACGGGGGGGAAAAAAAAGAAACUGGUCAUUGAACGUUAGACUAGAUUUUCAUAACCGCUACUUGGAGGCAAAACGAGAUUACAAAUUAAAAGUUUUGGCUACAGAUGAACACAAGCACUCAGAACUCACAGGUAUUUAAGAGCUUCAUUUAACAACAUGAAAACAAAAGUAAAAGGAAAUAUGGUAGGAGAAAAACCAUAAAUCAAGAUUCAGGGCUGAGUGGCUGCUAGAUAAAAGAUUUUUGGGAUGGCGUAUUAUUCUGUCCCCUGUGGACUAAUUACCACAGUUUUCUCUCUCUAACCUUCUCCAGCCUAGUUACUGUGCCAAAUUUAGAAAAAAAAGAUUUUUUUUUUUUAAAUUAUACCACUAUUGUUAAAUUAGAUGUGAGAGCCAAGCAGGAAAAGGAAAAUGUAAUAAAUCAUUUAAAGUAAGAAAUUUCUGUUAAACUUAUAAGAUAAACAUAAUUUAUAACAAUAAAAUAAGCAUCAUACCAAAAGAAAGUGAUUGCCUUUAUUUUGAAUCUUUAAAUCCUCCAUAAUACAUAGUGUUCAAGUAAAUAGGAGAAAACAGCUAUGAUUAACAAAUACACAUUUUGACGGCUUAGUUUCAUAGACAUUUAAUGUUAAAUAUGAAGCAUUAAUGAUGUAGGCAAUGUGAUAUAGCUAGUCCCUGUCAUCCAACUGUCACACUAUGACACACACAAACAGCAUCUGUUCAGAUUUUGUAGACAAAAACAUCCAGAUUCUGUUUUCACUUUGAGCUUUUACACACACGCAGCAAAGCAGCUGUUCAAAUUUUAAAACUACGACACAGCUAAACUAAGCUAUAACAACUUCUAGAUUAUAUUAACUAUGAUGCUUUUCUCCGAACAUGCAGUUAUUCACACUACCCUGAUGAGGUUGUCAGUAAAGCGUCAUCAUCAGGUAACUAACAUCUAUCAGUCCAAAUGAAGCAUGCAGUCCUGUCUACACAGGUUUUUUUUUCCUGUAGGGGAGUACUUUACUUUGUUUUUUAUUUUGAGUGUCCCUCGACAACAGUGUUUUUUUUUUUUGUUUUUUUUUUAUUAAAUCACAGUGAUGAGAAGACUCCAGUGUGAUUCGGCCUCAGAGGACUAAACAUUGAGCCUCUUUGUGUUCUCACUUGCUGUAGUCUUUUUGGCUUAGUCCGGCUCCACGAGAUGAUUAGUGUUAAAAAGUGUGCAGCAGCGUAACUAAAAACAUGCAUUCCUGUUCAAGUUCAGAACAUUCCAAAUCCUAGUCUGGCAUUCAUUUUCCACACUUAACUAACCUAAUAUUAAAGAGGAUUUCCAGCGCUUAAAUCAUUUUACAGAUACUGUUGGGAUAUUUGAUCACGUUAGUGGCAAACACUACCCAUCACAUUAAAGCAUAGUUAACAUUUACAUUUCCCUCAAAUAGAUCUUUUUAAAAAAAAAAAAAAAAAAGGUCAAAUUUCUCAGUGAGAUCGCGAAACCUCAUAAGCUUCCAGCAUAGCUUUACGCUUGUGUGGACUGGUUCUAAAGACAACAUGCACUAUGCUAUCACUCUGUAGGUUUCUCUUGUAUCGUGGGAGAGACAUAAAAUACAAAAACAGCAAAAAGAGAGGUCAAGGCUCUUCUUCACCGCAAUGUUGGUCACUGUCUCAGCCAACACAUUGAGUCUGCUGUAACUGACGCGCAGAUUUAGACUUAAAAAACUUUUUUUUUAGCACUGUAAUGUUCCUAAAGGGGCUGGUGGCAGUAAUUUGUAAAACGGGGGCCAUGCUUUUCAUUAGGAGUCGAAUGAAAAAAAAAAAACUGUACUAGACAAUGUUUGUUUUGACAAACCAAAGAAGGGUUAAGAUAAUUUAAGUUUUAUGGAGAAACUAACAUUUCUUUUCUACGUGUGUGGGGGGUUCCUAUACGAUCGGGGGCUAGGAUUGCUACAGGUAUUUUAGGGUUUUCUUUGUUUUUCUUCUCAUGGCAGGGUGCUUGUGAAAAUGCAUCUAUGUUUUGUCACUUGAUCAUUUGUUUAUAGUUUUGUGGUUGUGUUAAUUUGCCUAUUGUAGACCAAAAUAGAUUUUUUUUAUAUAAGAAAUGCAACAAAACAGAAAAAUGAAUCUGACACAGUAGCUGUGAUGUAAACUAUCGCAUGUUAAAACAUGUAUAAGAUUGUAAAUGUUGCAUUGUUCCUCAGACAAAACAUAAUAAUACUCAGUAAUGAUUGGUUAUGUCUUCUAUACACACCUUUAGCAAAUAAGUGUACACCUGUUCACCUUCACAUUGGAUUAUAUCUAAAUAGUUUGUCUGACCUUUUUUGUUGUUGAUGUUAUACAUUGGCACUGUCUAAUAUUUUAAGGCUGUCCCUAAAAUACUAAUCUGACAUUGUGACUUAGAGAACAUUUAGCCAUUUAUACUUGAGAUGGACCAAGAUGUUAAGUUUGCACAUAUUUGUAGGUUGUUUUAUUAAGCCAAAAAACAAGGAAAGAGAAUAACAAUACACAACUUUCAGUCUCGACAAAUCAAGUCAAAUCUCGCUGAGGUGCUCACCAUCUCUGAGCAAACAUCACAGUCUUUCAUGUUCACUGAAAAAACAAACAAACAAACAAACAAAAAAAAGCAUCACAGCCAGCCAUCACUACACGAUGAAAACAAAAAUAAAACCAAACUGUAACAUGGAUUUAAACGUCAUAACGUGGUCCAAAUAUUUAUGAAAUCGAUGAUCUAUUUUUGUAAUAACGACACAUCAUCUGUAAACAGAAUGUAAACCAUUUGGCAAAAAAAAAGAAAAGAAAAGAAUUGACAAUAUUUUAUUACUGUAAACUCUAAUUAUAGGUGAAUCUGCUGUAUAUUUUUCAUCCUGUGUGUUCAAAAUAGGAAAUUUGAUUACUGUAAUUCGGGCGAUGUUUUAAACCCGGUGACAAAGACAGAAUUUCUCAAAUAUUGACAUUGCAAAUCAGAAAAUUACAUGUGCCCUAAUAUAAAGCAGCUUAGGUUUUUAUUUUUUUCAUCUGGCUUUCAGGCUUUUUGCUGCCAUAUCCUGUAUGUAGAUGCUUUUGUAAACAUGCACUUGAGUUGAACUAUGAGAUGUGCUUAUAAAUAUGUGUAUAUUUUGUUAGGCUAUUAUUAUUAAUUUUUUUGCAUACAUUAGCUUGAUAUUUUAUUAUUUCCCUAAAAAUACUUCUCCUAUAUAGUUAUGAACUUGGCAGAAGUGGAGCUGUUGUAGUAAAGGUAGUUAACAUCACAACUAAGCAACCCUGAAAUAUAUGCUGCAGUAAUGUGUUUUCAGUUUGUUUUUGAUAAUUUAUGCUCCAAGUUGGUUUGUAUUUUAUUAUUAUUAUUAUUGUUGUUAUGAAACAAGCUUGUUUGAAAUGUAUUGACUGCUGUUUUGAAAAUAGGGGAUAAAGUUUUUUUUUUUUUUUUUUUUUUUCCUAAAUGUAUGUGCAAGAACGUUUUUAUAAUAUGAUUUGUCAAACACUGGACUGGAGCGAGUUUUCCAACAUUUCCAAGUUGAGAGAUGUAUUUGACAGACAUAACUGCACAGACGACACCCGUUAGCACAGAUGUGAGCUGACAGACGAAGCACAUCCUCCCAGCUGUACUGGGGAGGGUGACUAAACAUGGCCGCCAACCUCCCAUUCAAAAUAUUUAAACAUAAGAAGUUAAGACAUUUCCUUUGUGCUGGCAAACUGCAUUCAUUGGGUGAUGGGUUACAUUUAAUAGAAAAUAUUUAUCAGGGUUCUCCCUCCAAAUUGUUGCAUGGCAUUGACUGGUGACAGAUUUUUUUUUGUUUGUUUUAUCUUAUUAUUUUCUGAAGACAAAAGAGUGCUCUCUUAAAUAUUCAGAAAAAAGAUGUAAAGGGACACCACUUGACAGCUAUCCAGUUCUCAAAUUCACCUGGUAUGUUCUUGUUAUAGUAGAGCAGAUAUGACAGUUGAGUCUCAUUACACACCAACCACCACUUCUCAAACCAGAAAAGAGAUUUGCACUAGACUUAUUUUGGUCUUCUUCUAUCAAAAGCAAUAUAAUUCACUCAACACAUUUUCGAUCCAUAGUAUCUGACAGUUGUCUGCCCACAGUGGGAAUGCUGAGUAUAUGGUGAUAUUUGAUUUGAUUUUUGUAUUUAAAGGUACAGAAUCGGUCGCCUUUUUAAAUGCACGUGGCAUCCACAUGUUGUUGUUCAUAUGACAGGUUUUGUUUCUUUUUUUUUUUUUUUUUUUUUUUUUUUUUGUAGUCGCCCAGCAGGUCCCCCUCCUGCCCCCAACCCCCCACCCCCGCCCCCACCCCCACCCCCACUCUCCCCGGAGUAUUAGUGUCCAGAUUUGAGGGGCAUUAAAACUGUUGUUUCCUCCUGUGAUUGUUUUGGACAAAUCCAGCAGCUCUUACAGAUCUAAAGUUAGGAAAGGGAUGUAUGAGGGAAAGGAAUCAUUUUCCCAUGAGUCAGUUGUCUUCAUCACACAGCCAACCACACGUUUUAAAGAUAAACACAAAUACCAAAAGAUAAACCCAGCUGUCCAUUGUCAUGCACACCUUUUCCAUAGAAAACACUCGUCUUAUAUCUCUGCAUAUUUGGUCACUUUGAGUGUUUUUUGUUUUUUAAUCUGGGAAGUUACAAAAAAUGCUUUAAAGUGAAACAAUAAUGAAAUACUUCUUAGAGGAAAGAAAAAAAUAUAUAAAUUCCAAAUGCACCUUUUGUCAUUUAAAAACACAGCAUCAUUGGCAACAUACAUAGAGAAUCUGUGUCCACCAAAAUGUACCAUACUUCAUCCUUUUUCAAUGAGGUCAUUCUCAAACAGCAUUAAUUACUGACCUUUGACGUCGUUAUUUUGUUGAUGGAUAAGUGUAAAUUUUUCAAUAAUUCACAAACAGCAAAACUUCACCAUUUUAUCUGGAUGUAGUAGCUUUCCUGUUUUCACCGCUUUGUGGUGUUGUUGAAAGAUGUUGCGGUUUGUCUAAAUAUGUUGCGUGUUAGAGGAAGCAUAAGUAUGUGCCUUCUUGUAAUCUCCUUGGUGAGCUUGUUAUUAUUGAGAAGCUGAAGCCAGCCAAUUGUGUUUGCACUAAAACCAAAUUGCUUUUGUGAUGUAGACUAUUUAAGCAAGCUUGUUGCGUCACUUUAACCGUACAGUAUGCAUGAGGGUGAAAUUGGUAAGUCUAGGGCUAGAGCUCUCAUCUGUUGACCUGUAAACCAGUGCAGCUUAGAGGAUCUUGUGAAUAUAUCUUGGCUUAGUUUCGCAUUCAGUUUUUCUAUUCCAUCUCCUUACUCAUCAAGUUUGUCACAAUUUCAACAGUUUAAAAAAAAAAACAAAAUAAAAUAAAAAUAGUAAAAAAAAAAGCAAAUAACACAUACCAUGAAUACAAUACAGCUUUUACUUUCACAUGCCACAGUUAGAGAGUUACACAACUGCAGUAGAGAUAUUCAUUUCUCUGAAUCCAUGGGAAUGCAUGAGUAUACGAGGUCGCCUCAAGACUAUUGGUCAAAUUAAUUUAGGUUGUUUUUGAAAACUUGUAUUUAUUACAUAUUUUGUUGACAUCUAAGAAAGGCCUACAUGCUUUGAGUCUUACAAAUGCACCUUAUUCAUGUUAGUCCAUGUGGGAAAACACAAAAAAAGAAAAAAGGAAAAAAAAAAGGCUGGCAACGUAAUAUCUCUGAUUUAGCACCUUACUACACAGCAUGUUUUCACUUUAUGCCAGUUUAACUAUUCUUCCAUAUGUAUGAUUUCAAAAAUAAAUCUCAUAUUUUGUGAAAUUGUUUCAUGGGAUGUGCCAAAGUUUGGAGGCGAUCUCCCAAGUGUUUAUGCUUAUCAUUUUCUUUUUCUCCUCCUUCAGUUAUAGCAAUGGUAUGUUUCCUAUAACAGUGUGUGGAAUCAAUUUAUCUCAGCAAACAGUAUCAUUACUUGCCAUUUUACAAUAAGCCCUGUAUUUCACAUAUAUUUACCAGUGAUGUGUAUUUGUUAUUAUAAAGAAAAUAGCCGUAAAAGCUUCAUUAUGUUACAUAAUAUUGUGACUUUUUUCGAAAAACUGUGAAGACUUAUCUUGCAUAUACUUUAUACAGAAGUAUUAAGCCUUAAUACAAAAGACUAAAAAAAGUGUGGAAGAAUAAACUGAUUGUUGCUAAGUAAGGAUGAUUUUUGUAAAUGUUACCAGCACUUUUUUUGUAAUUUUCACUCUCUGAGGUAUUGUACAAGUUCAAGCUGUUUGUGAAGUUUGAUUAUGAAGGAAUAAAAACUAGUACUUUCCUGUA
This is a messenger RNA of Lates calcarifer (barramundi perch), 14419 nucleotides long. It is a transcript of the gene zbtb20, whose product is annotated as zinc finger and BTB domain containing 20. The record is from RefSeq and is a predicted model, not a curated record. The transcript has 4 exons. NCBI's taxonomy places the organism in Eukaryota, Metazoa, Chordata, Actinopteri, Centropomidae. Bases 452 to 2494 code for a protein of 680 amino acids. Gene Ontology annotation, biological process: regulation of cytokine production; negative regulation of transcription by RNA polymerase II; regulation of immune system process. Gene Ontology annotation, molecular function: protein binding.